Molecule: messenger RNA, 1715 nt
Organism: Rana temporaria (common frog)
Lineage: Eukaryota; Metazoa; Chordata; Amphibia; Anura; Ranidae
Gene: GJB3
Product: gap junction protein beta 3
Exons: 2
Coding region: 138-944 (268 amino acids)
Biological process (GO): cell communication
Cellular component (GO): connexin complex
Source: RefSeq, a predicted model, not a curated record
AAGGCACAACCUGUUAAGGUAUUUCUUGGACACACCUCAGUAAGAACUAAGCAAGUCAGCACAUUGUGACUCUGGCAGCUGAAUUAGAUCCAGGUCUGUCAGGACCUUUUCCACUGACAUACAGGAUCUAAAUCGCAAUGGAUUGGAAGACAUUCCAGGGUCUCUUAAGUGGUGUGAACAAGUACUCAACAGCUUUUGGACGCAUUUGGUUAUCAGUUGUCUUUGUAUUCCGAGUUCUAGUCUAUGUGGUUGCAGCAGAGAAAGUAUGGGGAGAUGAGCAGAAAGAUUUUGAUUGUAAUACCCGGCAACCAGGCUGCACCAAUGUCUGCUACGACCACUACUUCCCCAUCUCUCAUAUUCGACUUUGGGCUCUCCAGCUCAUAUUUGUGACAUGCCCUUCCCUUCUGGUAAUAAUGCAUGUUGCUUAUAGAGAAGAAAGAGAAAAAAAGAACCGCUUGAAAAAUGGUGAGAAUUGUUCAAAGCUGUAUUUAAAUACUGGCAAGAAACAUGGAGGUCUUUGGUGGACUUACCUUCUCAGUCUUUUUUUCAAAACUGGCAUAGAAAUCACCUUUCUAUAUAUCUUGCAUACAAUGUGGGACAGCUUUGACAUGCCUCGGCUUGUCAAGUGUACUAAUAUCGAUCCCUGCCCCAACAUCGUGGAUUGUUACAUCGCAAGGCCAACCGAGAAGAAAGUUUUCACCUACUUCAUGGUAGCUGCUUCUGCAAUCUGCAUCGUCCUCAGCAUUUGUGAGAUAUUUUACCUCCUCUUCAAAAGAUUUGUCAGCUGUGCUAACAAGUACAAAAAGCCCAACCAUCACUCAGUAACCUACAGCAAGGCUUCUACCUGCCAGUGCCACGUCCACUUAGAUAGCCCAGAGAAGAAGCCACUUAAUAAAACAAUUGAAUCAUUAAGAGCUUCAGCGCCAAAUUUAACAGCUUUGUAAUUCCGUUCCAUCGGUCCAUACUAUAUUUUGUCUUCAUCACAGACCUUAAUUAUCCAGCAUUACCCAUAAAAAGAAAGGUUUUAUAUUCAGUUUGUAAGACCAGUCUGUAUGAACAGUCUUUCUUAUGUACAGCCAUUUUGGAGAAUGCAUUGGUGAGAGCUGGUUGGUGAAAAUAAAGGAAAUGAGUCUCCUAAAGUUUCUCCGUCUAUUAAAGCUACUAAAACAUACUAGCCAUGCUUAAUGUUUACAAGACAUAGCAUUUCCUAUUAUUGAAGCCUCAAGAAAAGUUGUAUGGACACAACAAAUCGGGAUGGAUUACAGUAUAAUAUGUAACUGCCUGCUCUUUGGAUCAAAGAGUAUCAGAUACACACUACUUCAUUUCAUGGUUUUUAUGAGAGGUGCCACUCAGCGAUCGGAAUGGAUUUCAAAUAAGUAAACGAAACACUGCUACAGUAUAUGCUCAUCUAAACUUGACUGGUGAUAUUUGCUCUCUCUCAAAGCUAAGGAGGUUGAACAAUAACUGCAUUCUCAAUAACAAUUAUAGACAUUGUAUAUGUCCUUGCAGACUCUUAUUAAGCCAGUUUGAUACUUUGCUGUUGAUACUUUCUAUUAUGCCUGCGUUCCGUCAGAUUAGAUGACCGAUUACUCAUUCAGCUCAAUACAGAGCAGGUCUCUUGUCUAAACGGUUCCCUCUAGUCAGGGCCGGCCCUACCAUGGGACCCAAUGGUACCAUUGUACCAGGCAGCACUUUCAGGGGGGCAGCAAAUUGCC